Castor canadensis (American beaver) is the source of this 3687-nucleotide messenger RNA. RefSeq names its product Rap guanine nucleotide exchange factor 3 (gene Rapgef3). Gene Ontology annotation, biological process: Ras protein signal transduction. Gene Ontology annotation, molecular function: guanyl-nucleotide exchange factor activity. The record is from RefSeq and is a predicted model, not a curated record. Gene Ontology annotation, cellular component: plasma membrane. NCBI's taxonomy places the organism in Eukaryota, Metazoa, Chordata, Mammalia, Rodentia, Castoridae.
CUCGGGGCUCUGGCUUGUGCCCACUAGACGUACCCCCGGGUCCCGACUCCACCCCUUGCCGGUGCCCGCCUCCUUCCCCCAUGUCCUUGCCUACAGUAAGGCUCCGCGCGUCCUCCCCGCCCCCUCGGCGGGUCCCGGGGAGGGGAAGGGGGCGGGCAGUGCAGGGGGUGUGACAGCUCCCGCCCGGACCAGUGCCAAUUGCAGCUUCGCUUCAGCGCCCGGUGCCAGCUGGCUCUUUCGUCUGGGACCAAGGCGGAGGCACUGGGCUCCAUAGUCGGUGUUUGGGAGGGCGGGGGGCGUCCCCCACGCCCCCAGCCCUGUACACACCCAAGACAAGCCUCUCUACUCAGGCCUGCAUCUAGCUGCCUGGCAGCCAGUUGGCCCGGUAUUCACAGCCCCAAGGACAUACGAGGCUCCCCUCCAAGAUCCCCCUGUGGAGCUGCCCAGGGCUCGCUCGGGAUCCUCCAGCCUUUUGCUGGAACCUGCAGGGCUGUGCGAGCUUCAGUAGAAACAUGAAGGUGGGUUGGCCAGGUGAGAGCCGCUGGCAAGUGGGCCCGGCUGUGGAAGAGAGUCCACCACAGGUGGGUAGCCUCCCUGAAGUGGUGCCGGAGGGGACACUGCUAGACAUGGUGCUGAGGAGGAUGCAUCGGUCCCGGAGCUGCUCCUACCAGCUGUUGCUCCAGCACCGGCGCCCCAGCUGCAUCCAGGGUCUUCGCUGGACUCCACUUACCAGCAGUGAAGAGUCCCUGGAUUUCAGUGUGAGCCUGGAACAGGCCUCCACAGAACGGGUACUCAGGGCUGGGAAGCACCUGCAGCGACAUCUCCUGGUUACCUGCCCAACCCUCAUCCGUGACCGAAAGUACCAUCUUCGGCUCUACAGGCAGUGCUGCUCUGGCCGGGAGCUUGUGGAUGGGAUCUUGGCCCUUGGGCUUGGGGUCCAUUCUCGGAGCCAAGCUGUGGGCAUCUGCCAGGUGCUACUGGAUGAAGGUGCCCUCUGCCAUGUGAAACAUGACUGGACCUUCCAAGACAGAGAUGCUCAAUUCUAUCGCUUUCCUGGGCCAGAGCUGGAGCCCACAGGAGCUCGUGAGGUGGAGGAGGAGUUGGUUGAAGCAAUGGCCCUGCUGACCCAGCGGGGGCCUGAUGCCCUGCUUACUGUGGCACUUCGAAAGCCCCCAGGUCAGCGCACGGACGAGGAGCUGGACCUCAUCUUUGAGGAGCUGCUGCACAUCAAGGCUGUGGCCCACCUCUCGAACUCGGUGAAACGCGAAUUAGCAGCUGUUCUGCUGUUUGAACCACACAGCAAAGCAGGGACUGUGUUGUUCAGCCAGGGAGACAAGGGUACCUCAUGGUACAUUAUCUGGAAGGGAUCUGUCAAUGUGGUGACCCAUGGGAAGGGGUUGGUGACCACACUACACGAGGGAGAUGACUUUGGACAGCUGGCUUUAGUGAAUGAUGCACCCCGGGCAGCCACUAUCAUCCUGCGAGAAGAUAACUGUCAUUUCCUACGUGUGGACAAGCAGGACUUCAACCGCAUCAUCAAGGAUGUGGAAGCGAAGACCAUGAGACUAGAAGAACAUGGCAAAGUGGUACUGGUGCUAGAGAGAACUUCUCAGAGCACUGGCCCAUCUCACCCGCCAGCCCCGGGCAGGAACCGGUAUACAGUGAUGUCUGGUACCCCAGAGAAGAUCCUAGAACUUCUGUUGGAGGCCAUGCGGCCGGAUUCCAGUGCCCAUGACCCAACAGAGACCUUCCUCAGUGACUUCCUCCUGACCCACAGUGUCUUCAUGCCCAGUGCCCAGCUCUGUGCUGCCCUCCUGCACCACUUCCAUGCGGAGCCAGCGGAGCCCACUGGAGGCAGUGAGCAGGAGCGCAGCACAUACAUCUGCAACAGGAGGCAGCAGAUCCUGCGGCUGGUUAGCCAGUGGGUGGCCCUGUAUGGCCCCAUGCUCCACACCGACCCGGUGGCCACCAGCUUCCUCCAGAAACUGUCAGACCUGGUGAGCAAGGAUGCCCGACUUAGCAACCUGCUGAGGGAGCAGUGGCCAGAGAGGCGGCGACUACACAGGUUGGAAAAUGGCUGUGGGAACGCAUCUCCUCAGAUCAAGGCCCGGAAUGUGCCUGCUUGGUUUCCCAGCCAGGACGAUCCCCUUUCCAGCAGCAACAGUGCCAUCCGAGUUGGGGACAAAGUCCCCUAUGACAUCUGCCGACCAGACCACUCAGUGCUGACCCUCCAGCUGCCUGUGACAGCCUCAGUGAGAGAGGUGAUGGCAGCCUUAGCCAGGGAGGAUGGCUGGAUCAAGGGCCAGGUGCUGGUGAAGGUCAAUUCUGCAGGUGAUGCCAUUGGCCUGAAGCCAGAUGCCCGUGGUGUGGUCACAUCCCUGGGUCUCAACGAGCGGCUCUUUGUUGUCAACCCACAGGAAGUGCAUGAGCUGACCCCACACCCGGAGCAGCUGGGACCCACGGUGGGCUCUGCUGAGGUGCUGGACCUGGUGAGUGCCAAGGACCUGGCAGGCCAGCUGACAGACCAUGACUGGAACCUCUUCAACAGUAUCCACCAGGUGGAGCUGAUUCACUAUGUGCUGGGCCCACAGCACCUGCGAGAUGUCACCACCGCCAACCUGGAGCGCUUCAUGCGCCGUUUCAAUGAGCUGCAGUACUGGGUGGCCACGGAGCUCUGUCUGUGCCCCGUGCCUGGCCCACGGGCCCAGCUGCUUCGGAAGUUCAUCAAGCUGGCAGCCCACCUCAAGGAGCAGAAGAAUCUCAACUCCUUCUUUGCCAUUAUGUUUGGCCUCAGCAACUCGGCCAUCAGUCGCCUGGCCCAUACCUGGGAGCGGCUACCCCACAAAGUCCGGAAGCUGUACUCAGCCCUUGAGAGGCUGCUGGACCCCUCAUGGAACCACCGAGUAUAUCGACUGGCCCUUGCCAAGCUGUCCCCUCCUGUGAUCCCCUUCAUGCCCCUUCUUCUCAAAGACAUGACCUUCAUCCACGAAGGAAACCACACACUAGUGGAAAAUCUCAUAAACUUCGAGAAGAUGCGUAUGAUGGCCAGAGCAGUGAGGAUGCUGCACCACUGCCGAAGCCACAGCACUGUGCCUCUCUCACCACUCAGAAGCCGAGUUUCCCACCUUCAUGAGGACAGCCAGACAUCAAGGAUUUCCACAUGCUCAGAGCAGUCACUGAGCACCCGGAGUCCAGCCAGCACCUGGGCUUAUGUCCAGCAGCUGAAGGUCAUCGACAACCAGCGGGAACUCUCCCGCCUCUCCCGGGAGCUGGAGCCAUGAGGAAGGGUUGGGACUGAAGCAGGCACUUCCCUCGGAAAAGUCAGGGCAGGCCCGGGCCAAGAGACCCACAGGCUGGUCACAGCUGGGCAGGGCUCUCCAAGGAGUGGACUUGAGGCCCUGGAGUGGGCGGCAUGGAGGCGGCUGUCCCCUGUGAUGACUGGCAGCUAAGGAGGACCACUGAAGAGUGGAAAUGAGCUGUGGCCCAAAGCCAAGGAAUGGGGGACAAUGAGGUCCUGGGAGUGGGUGGGAGAGCUGGGCAGACGGUGGACUCUGUGUUCAAUAGAGAGCUCUCCACAUCAGGUUUCAUCCAGCUUCUGUGCCUCGUGCUCUGCUGUCCAGCCGCCACCAGGUCCCUGUGCCUGUUUCCACAGUGGACUGAGAGAGCUUGCACGUGCCUGGCAUGUGU